AUGACGGGUCGAUUUAUGACACCAAAAAGCGUGUCAUCUGACCUCUUUUAUGACACGCAAUCGGUGUCAUUAAAGACAUUUUUUCUAGUAGUGGAUGGAACUAGAGACCCAGAAGAUCACCUUGCCAUCUAUGAUCAGGCCGUAUUAACAGAAAAAUGGGUGGACCCCGUAGCAUGUCACUUAUUCCCGGGUACCUUACAAGGUUAUGCAUUAGAGUGGUUCACUAAACUUCCAGAGAAAAGCAUAGAAGACUAUGCGGAUUUGAAGAAAAAAUUCAUAGCUCAGUUUGCCCAACAGAGAAAGCGUCAGAGAAGCCACCUUGAAGCUCACUUGAUUAGGCAAAAAGGUGGUGAAUCCUUGAGGGAUUUCAUCGCAAGAUACACUAAGGAGUGCCAGAAAAUACCAAGCCUUCCUGAAAGCCAGCAAGUCUCAGGUUUUACUUUGGCAUUGCUCCCUGGCGACCUACAGGACGAUUUAAGCAAGAGAAUCCCAUUGACCUAUGGAAAAGCUACCGAUAGGGCUUUCGAUUUCAUUCGCUCCAGGGAAACUGCCCUCCUCGUAAAAGGGGCAGUUGGGAAGGAUAGGCCUGGAGGAAGUCUUGGGAUGUCGGGAGGUUCGGGUGGAAGAUAUGAUGCUAGAAGAAACGAUAGAAGGUUUGAUCAUAGAGAUACUAAAAGGAGGGAAGAAAGGAGAGAUGAUAGAAGGGUAAGAAGAAAUAUUCCUUAUGACAGAGUAAUCAACUUAGUAAAGUCUCCAAGAGAAAAUUUUAAGACGGAGAGAGUGGCUGAAGAUUUUAAACCUCCCCGACCAAUGAUACACAGAUCUGGAAAGAAAGACAUGUCAAAAUACUGCGAAUUCCAUGAAGACCACGGUCAUGAAACAAAUGCCUGUAGAGAGCUCAAGAUCGAGAUAAAGAGAGCCUUAGAUGAGGGAAAAUUGGAGUACUUAGUACCUGGCACAAAGCAAGGAAAAAGAGCUGCUCAAGUUUAG
Molecule: messenger RNA, 990 nt
Organism: Erigeron canadensis
Lineage: Eukaryota; Viridiplantae; Streptophyta; Magnoliopsida; Asterales; Asteraceae
Exons: 1
Coding region: 1-990 (329 amino acids)
Source: RefSeq, a predicted model, not a curated record